Molecule: messenger RNA, 899 nt
Organism: Solea senegalensis (Senegalese sole)
Lineage: Eukaryota; Metazoa; Chordata; Actinopteri; Pleuronectiformes; Soleidae
Product: EBP cholestenol delta-isomerase
Exons: 5
Coding region: 81-767 (228 amino acids)
Biological process (GO): cholesterol biosynthetic process
Cellular component (GO): membrane; endoplasmic reticulum
Molecular function (GO): C-8 sterol isomerase activity; steroid Delta-isomerase activity; cholestenol delta-isomerase activity
Source: RefSeq, a predicted model, not a curated record
UCCACAGUGAGUUUUUCCUUGUUUUCAUGUUCUAGUGAUUUUAUUCAAGACUAAAGGGUGAAACUACAGCAGCACAGAUCAUGGAUGCCGCCGCCUCCCCCUCCGCUCCUCUUCAUCCCUUCUGGCCUCGGGACCUCCUCAUCCCCUCGUACGUUGCCAAUGACCGCUCCAUGUCGGAGAUCCUGGUCUUCCUGUUCUCCGUGUCCGGCCUCCUCCUGCUCGUUACGUGGCUCGUCACAGGAAGCAGCGGUCAGCUCGGGACGUGGCGGCGUCUGGCUGUGUGCUGGUUUGCCGUGUGUGGCUUUAUCCACGGCGUCAUUGAGGGCUGGUUCUCGCUCUACUACGACGUCAUCCCGGGAGACCAGAGCUUCCUGUCGCAGCUGUGGAAAGAAUAUUCUAAAGGAGACAGUCGAUAUGUGAUAGCCGACAACUUUACCAUCUGCAUGGAGACCAUCACGGCCUGGUUCUGGGGACCGUUCAGCCUCUGGACCGUGUUUGCCUUUUUAAACAACAAGCCCUACAGAUUUGUCUUGCAGCUCAUCAUUUCAUUAGGUCAGCUGUACGGUGCCGUGCUCUACUUCUUCACGGAGCACAGAGACAGCUACGUCCACAGCGAGUACGGACACCCGGUCUACUUCUGGUUCUACUUUGUGUUCAUGAACGCGCUGUGGGUCGUCAUCCCGCUGCUGCUCAUCGUGGACGCGUGGAGGCAGAUGUCCACGGCACAGACAUUCGCCGACAGGACGCACAAGGCCAAGAGGAAGUGAGCGGCGGAGACAGAGAAUUGUGGACAAACCAGGGGACACAGAGGGACAGAAUACACACACAUAAAUACAACUCAAUGCAAACAAAACAUAUUUGUCCUUUUCCAUGUGAUAAUAAAGCUUUUUUCAAACUGU